AUGUAUUAAUUGCCUAAGUUAUAUAUUGGCUUAUAUUAAUUUCAUGCCUAUAAAUAGGAGGGUAUAGAAGGUUUAGAUUAGACAAUUCAUUACAUUCUAUAAAAUGGAGAAAGGCUGAAGAAGCUUUAGAAAAGAAAAAAAUGUUAGAAAUUAAAGUGA
Tetrahymena thermophila SB210 is the source of this 159-nucleotide messenger RNA. RefSeq lists its product as hypothetical. The transcript has 2 exons. NCBI's taxonomy places the organism in Eukaryota, Ciliophora, Oligohymenophorea, Hymenostomatida, Tetrahymenidae. The record is from RefSeq and is a predicted model, not a curated record.